AUGAAAUUACAAACAACUGAAUCGUGUGUCUCUUUGUACUUGAAGAACGGGAUAUAUGAUGCUAAUGUGAAAGACGUUGCUGAAGAAGUUUUCACAAUAACCCAGAACUAUGAGGACAUUACCGCUACCGAUAUCGGCUUGCUGUAUGAGAUCCUGCAGGUGAUAGCUGACCUGAACUCUGAUGCAAAUGUAACAGGUCUUAUAGUGGGAAUAGUAAAUAACGUGAUGUUUGUCUACGAGGAUGUGCUAGCCUCUGCCCAAGAGAAUGGAAAUUAUACUGCCCUCAUCGUCCAGGUCUUAGAAUCUCAGUUGAAUACCGUCGACGUUGGUAACAGCACGCUUGAUGCAGCUUAUCCUAAUUUAGCAGUUAAGGUGCUUGACGUAUCUUCGGACACUGCUGGAGACGGCAUAGUGAUCACCAUGUUAAGUAUGGACACCAGUUCCUUGAGCAACAGUGACAUCAUGGUAGGAACACACCAAGACACACCUACUGACUCUGUCCCAAGAGACACCUUUGUCAGGGUUGUUGUACCCAUCGAGGUGGGGGGAAACGCUAUUGAGUCUCUCAGGGUUGCUUUCGUUGGGUAUGCCAAUGAUGCCAUGUUUCCUUCUCCAAGUCUUGCUCUACUAAACCGGGAAACACACGAGUUCAACAGUGAGAUUGAUACACCAGUGGUGUCCUUAACAAUCGGUGGACAGAAGAUAGAGAAUCUCAUGGAGCGUGUCAACGUCACUUUCUACAGAUUCAAGCCUAACUCCAGCGAUCCUACUUGUAACUUUUGGGAGUUUAAUCUUGUUAAAUGGUCUAUGGUGGGAUGUCAACUGUUACCUGAUAACGCCGUCAAUAGCUUCAAUAAUGAAUACUACACAUGCGCCUGCGACCACCUGACCAACUUUGCCGUCUUAGUGGACAUAUAUGCAGAGGACGCACCUCCGAAACCUGUACUCCGUUUAUUGAGUAUCAUUGGGUGUGCUAUAUCAAUUGUGUGUCUGGUCAUCGCUAUCGCGUCCUAUCUUAGUGUCAAGAAGAUACGAAGAUCUCAGACUCACAAGAUUUUCAUCUGUCUUUGCACCACCCUGCUCUGUUUGUACACCGUAUCCCUCGCCAUCAUUGCUCUUGACACUGAGUUCCAGUAUGCCGAGGUCGAGUUGAUACCGUGUUCCGUCCUGGCGGCACUCGUCCACUACUUCGUGCUCUCUUCGCUUACGUGGAUGGGCAUCGAGGGGUUUAACACUUAUCUGGUCAUCAUAAAAGUGUUUAAUACUUACAUCCCGAAGUUUAUGAUCAAAGCUUCGAUUGUAGGAUGGGGUAUCCCGGCUGUGAUUGUUGCCGCAACUGGGGCAAUCACUAGGAACUAUUAUGCUGAAGAAGAUUAUUGUUACAUCCGGAAGUGGCCCCUCAUUGGUGGUCUCUUGGUCCCAAUGGCUAUCAUCCUCAUCAUCAAUAUCGCUGUGUUCAUUCUGGCAAUGCGUCGUCUGCAAAAUUCUGCACGAAUGGCAGGACGUGUGAAGAAAGACUGCAAGACCGAACGACAAGAGACCCGAGAACGGAUCCAGAAUGGCAUCGCCAUGUUGCUCCUGCUUGGCUUCACCUGGACUAUUGGAUACCUGACCCUGAUCAACGUGGACUUCACUGAACUCCUUUUCAUCAUCUUCAACUCCUUGCAAGGCUUCUUCAUCUUCGUCCUCUAUUGUCUUCGAAAGGAAACCAUCAGGAUGCAAUGGCGACGAUGUAUUUGUUGUGCACUGUUGCGGGAAGGUGCAGGCAGCGCUGAGUCCCAAGGAAAUUCCGGUGGAACAUCAAGAGCUACGAGUGGGACUGGAUGCUCUCAGCCUAUGUUUGAAUCUUCCUCUACAAUACCCCAUGCCAAUCCAUCUUUUGACCCACUCAAAUUAGAUAUGAAACCAUCAGGUUGCGAUGAUUAAUGUGCAAACGAUUUAUCUCUUUUAACUAAUAACCAGAAAAUGAUAGUAGGCAUGAGCACUGAGACUUUGAUUUAAUUAAGGUAAUUUCUACACCCUAAUGCAUUGCCUUUUGAAAUUAUGUUCGGAUUACGUAAUGGCGUGUUCCUACAUUUCAAUGUGUAACACCCAAGUCUAUUGAAAUUGCCUGAAGUAGAAUUUGUGAAAGUCCUAGCGACCAUGCUGUACAUAAUUGAAACCCUCUGGAAUGUAAUGAAACGCUUUGUAGCUUGUUAUUUGCUCUUGAUGGUAGGGACUAUCUGACUUGUUGGAAUUAUUAUGUAUAAAUAAGCAUUAUAGGUUGAUACACAAUCAUGCAUGAUGUGAGUGUGGGGGUAUUUGUUUGAAAGAUUAAUUGACACAUUGUUAUUUACAUAAUCAUAUGCAAUAACGCGAAAGGGUUGUAGAGGGGUAGUGCGUUUGUUUCUUUGUUUAGUUUGCUUUAUUGUUGAACAUUAUACAUAACAAUAAUGUCUCAUGCAUAAGAUUGACAAAGAGAAUACAUAAAACAAUGUUAGACAUUUAACAUAGAGAAUCGAUGAUGUGAAAUAAUGAGGAACCUAUUAAGUAGCACAGCUUGUAAAUUAUAGGUUCCCGAAAUAAAUAGUGAUUUCUAAUUUUGAUAACAAAAAAGAACGAAGUUAUAACAGUUUGAGUCACUGAUGACACAUUAGCAUUAUGAAUAACAUGUAGACAAGGUUUGCGGCCACAAUUGAAGUAGGCUAUAGCUACUUGGUGCUGCAAUAUGAAUAUUGUUUAGAUGAGAAGAAAUAUCAAUUAUGACUUCUUUGCAUAUUACAUUUUUUUUUUAUUAUUCUGAAUUAGAGGUUUUGUUUUGGGGUAGACUUUCAUUUACAGGCAAAUUCAAAACUUUGCUGAAUACACGAAAAGAUAGAAAGGGUAUAUUUCAUCAAAUUUCUGUUUUACAUGUCAUUUUCUUCAGAAAAUUUGUCAUAUGGGCAAAAGUCAUAUUCAUUUUCUUUUUCAACAUGCAUGAGCUUGUUUACGCUGAUGCACAUUCCGACUUCCCUUUAACGCCCCAAUUACUGUUUUUGUUGGUAUUUAAAAAAUAAAAAAAUAAAAUUGUUUUUAGUUAUUGUAAAUUAUAUAUUGUAAAGCGUAUUGAAAGAGCUUUCUUUUCUAAAAUACACAAUACAAUGACCUUAUUAUUAUUUUUUAAAAAUUUUAUUUGUUAUGUAUUUAUUAUCAUUA
Messenger RNA from Strongylocentrotus purpuratus (purple sea urchin), 3174 nucleotides. Its product is annotated as adhesion G-protein coupled receptor G2-like. Bases 1 to 1926 code for a protein of 641 amino acids. NCBI's taxonomy places the organism in Eukaryota, Metazoa, Echinodermata, Echinoidea, Camarodonta, Strongylocentrotidae. The transcript has 9 exons. The record is from RefSeq and is a predicted model, not a curated record. Gene Ontology annotation, biological process: G protein-coupled receptor signaling pathway; cell surface receptor signaling pathway. Gene Ontology annotation, molecular function: G protein-coupled receptor activity. Gene Ontology annotation, cellular component: membrane.